Molecule: messenger RNA, 753 nt
Organism: Suillus paluster
Lineage: Eukaryota; Fungi; Basidiomycota; Agaricomycetes; Boletales; Suillaceae
Exons: 3
Coding region: 267-569 (100 amino acids)
Source: RefSeq, a predicted model, not a curated record
CAUCGUUCCUUGGGGUCGCUGCAACGGUUAACAGCCUCAAAGCUGUACCGCAAUUUGCUUUUGCAGUCAUCGUAAGCAUUCAACUUCGCAUCCUACAAAUCUUGGUUCCUUGAUCCCCAAUUCUAUUAUGCCGAGUUAGACGAUGAGUCAAUGCUCUUCUCAACCUCUCGCUCGGCUGGCUUUUCUAACCUAAUUGUCCAUACCCAUCGCCCUAUGUCGAAUGUUUGCUUACGCUAAAGGAGACGCUUAUGGCUUGACUCCAUAGUAUGAAGACUAGCGCACUCGGCUUCGGCUGCGACUGUAUUGCGCAUAUAGCCCCCAUGGGACUUGGCAGCUCUGAAAUUCACGUUCACGUUCACGCUUCUGCUUUCGCUACCCUGUCCGACCCUCUUCCUUUCCUCCAUCUGAUUGACGAGAAGUCCUUCGACGUCGUCUUUAGCCCUUACUUUUUCAUUGCGAAACUCACUCGGGACUCAGACAAGAGGUCUGAUCUCAUUGGGGCAUUUGGCCUCUCUUCCAUCAAGCAUACCAACAACGGAGUGGAGGCUUCCAUUUCGAAGACUGCUUAGACGUUUCUCGCCGUGCUUAAGAACCUCGCAAAGACCCACUCAAGGUUUCGUCCGUCUUUUCACCUGGAUUUGGUAUGUCUUAGAUUUGUGUUGAAUGUAUCUAUGAUCUGGUGAACACCAGGCGCUGCAGCUUCGGCUCCCUUGUGCGUUGGACUGGCGGCAACUGGCAAUGAGCCUGCCUCUG